AUGUCUUCUUCUACAACUCCAUCAGUAACAACAGUCUCAUCUGCUGCAAAUACAGCUCCAUCUUCUCCAGCGCAAGCAAGGACUAAUGCAACAGCUACCAAAGUCCCUACCAAACCAGUCUCAACUUCACAGCCACCAACAACAACAGGUCCAGUGUCUAAACAGGCAACAGCUGUCCCAGUGGUUGGCACAUCCUCUGCAAAACCUCCUGCUAUACCAACCCCAACCUGCACUCCUUCCCCAACCACAGUGUCUGCCAGUGUAACUAUCACAGCCAAGUCUAAGACAGUUACAGUAACUUCAUCAGCCCCAAGUCCAAGUAAAGUAGUCCAAGUAAAAACCCCUGUAGCAGUAGCCCCCUCCAAAGAACACUCAACGCCAUCCACCCCUGCAACAACUGCAGAAAAGACUGUCAAGAUCCCACCUCCUGUUACAACUUCCACAGGUGCUACACCAGCUCCAGUACCAACAGUCACCACAGCUACAUCAUCCUCAGAAAAGUCUAGUACAGCUGCUACCACAAACAUUGUCAUGACUACCCAAGCAUCCACUACCACAGCUGCCACGACCAGAACAGCUCCCCUUGUGUCCACCACGCAAACAUCUGCAGUAACUUCCCUGCAAGUACAAAGCUUGGAUGUGUCCACACCAACCAAGACGGAGGCCCCACCCCAGGUAGCUACAUCUGCUUCCUCCAGUGUUUCAUCUGAUAAACAAUCUUCAGAGCUGACGCAGAAAGUGUCCAAGAGUGAUCCAGACAGGGAGACAGAAAUGGAGGUAGACACAGUGGAGGCUGGCGCAAGGACUAGCAAGGAGGAGGAUGACAAAAAGGAGGACAUCUGCAAGUCUCAGGCUAAAAGGAGAAAAGUGGAGAGUUCCUCUGAGACCAAAGAGUCGGACAGGGAGGGGGCAGGUGGAGAAGCACAGCCUGCAGCUGCCCCUCAGAAAGAAGAACCUAAGCAGGCGGUGGAGCAAACUCCAAUCCCGAAAAGGCCUCUCAGUCGCCAGAGCAGCCAGGAGUCCGCUCGCUCCUCCUCGUCUUCAUCUGGGUGCUCUACAUCAACACUCACCCGUCACGCUCACCACAAGAGGACUUACGAGAACAGACAUCCUGCCAAGAAGAGGCGGAUGGAUGUCACAUCAGAAACAGGGAAGGAGGAGAAAAAUGAAGAGGGUGGAGUGAAGGAAGAGGAAAGCAGCAAAAAGGAGCUCACCACCGCUCGGAGAAGACGUUCCAGGUCUUCCUCUUCCUCCUCAGACUCUGACAACAGUGAGAGCAGGAAGGAGCACCGGUUGACUCGCUCGGGGAAGCACAGGCUACAAGAUCAGGAGAGGGAAAAGGGCAACAGCCGGCAGGGAAAGAAACCUGCGCCCAGCGCUGACAGAAAUGCGUCAAACAACGCCAACACAUCCACAGGUGGAGAGUCUGGCAGUGAUACAUCUUCUGUUAGGGUCACCAGGAAGUCUGCAGGAUCUCAGCCUUCACAGGACAGUAAAGCUCAGACAAACAGCACCCCCUCGUUGCCUCCUGAGCCCGAAGUUCUGGGGAAGAGGUGCUCGGCACUCAAUGCGGCAGCCAAGCUGCUAGCAAUGAAAGGCAGGGUGGAUACCCCUGGCCACACCACUCGGAAAGACUCGGGAGCGAAGGCCACAGGGACUUCUCCUGCCUCCUCUUCUGACAAGAACCAAAAGCCUAAAAGCAAAAGUGUACAAGCCUCCUCUCAGACUAACUCUGUAAAUCUUACUAAUAAUAAAAGCAGUGGCAGCAAACCCUCAACGCCCAAUCAGACAAGCCGCCCUGCGCCCCGCUCCACCAGACAGUGCCCCGGUUCUCUGGUUCCACCCCUGGAAGUGGAGUACAGGAGGUCUAAAGCAGAGGAAAAGGAAAGGGGGAGUAGGAAGUCAUCAGGGGGAAAGGAUGGUGAGACAGAGGGGCAGUCUUCAUCCCGGGGCCACAGUGCCUGCAGCAGCAUGAGCAGUGACGGCGAGGGCGGGCGCAGCAGCAGAAGCCGCAGCAGCAGCAACAGCAGCCAACGUACCCAUAGCAUCAGCUCUCAGAACACCGAGCACAGAGAGUCCCGCGCUGCUUCCUCCGGCAGCGAGCGCGAGAGGGAUCGCAGCUCAGAGAGCAGAGACAAAAGAGACCAGCAGGGCCAGCGCAGGGAGAGUCGGAAGGACAGGAGGUCUCAAAAGCAGGAGGUGACCAGCAGUUCAGGAACAGAAGGGACGCCGGACAGGGUGCUGCGUAGCGUCGCAGCGCUCGCGGCAGUGCAGGCCCGGUCACCGGCCGCGAGCACCCGCUCCUCUUCUGGUCAACAUCGUCACAACAAGACAUGA
Epinephelus lanceolatus (giant grouper) is the source of this 2337-nucleotide messenger RNA. The record is from RefSeq and is a predicted model, not a curated record. Lineage: Eukaryota; Metazoa; Chordata; Actinopteri; Perciformes; Serranidae.